AUGGCUUUAUUUAUGGAUCCAACGCUUGGUUACGUUAAAAAACUCGCUCAGGACAGAGCUGUGGAUUUCAUUUUCCACAAAAAUGAAGUUCAGUUAACAGAUACAGCAAAUGAACAUGCGCUGUCCUCUCCUGAGCCGGACCGGACCGGACACACAGAGGGACAGAGAAAGAGAAAAAGGACCAUAUUCAGCCGUGCUCAGUUAUCAGAGCUGGAGCGGGCUUUCGUGGUCACCCCAUACCCCGACAUCACUUUACGAGAGAGACUAGCGGCACUAACACUACUGCCUGAGAGCAAGAUACAGGUGUGGUUCCAGAACAGACGCGCCCGGAGUAUUAAGAGCGGGAGGCUGACCAGACCACUGAAGAGAAAUGCAGGGAGAGAGCCCAGUUCCGCUUGUCUCCAAGCAACCCCCGCUUCCCAGCUCAACCCCUCUCCAACCACCACGGCUGGCCCUGGACAGAUGGACAAGUCAGAGAGGCACUAUACCCCAGGCAGUCAGCAGCAGCAGCAGCACCAGCAACAGCACCAGCAACAUCAUCUCAGCAGCACUUGGGUCAAACAGGCUCUGGAACCCUGGUCUCAGAAUCUACCCCAUCCCACACCCCCACCACCACCCAUCUCCCCUGACCUCCCUGGAGCCCUGCCCUGGGGUCACAGGCAUCCACAACAGCCAGGGGCCCACUCAGUGGCCCUGGGCACAACUGGAAGGCUGACCCACCCCUCCACCCACCAGCAGUGGGAUGACUUCAGUCAGAUGGGCCCUGUAUCUGCCUCCUCGUCUGGUUACUCAGGGUGCAUGCCCAAAUCCUCCUGCAGUACCAUCCCAGGCAGGUUCCCCUCAAUCUCUGUGGAUCAGGUUGUUCCAACGCAUCCACCGCAGGGCUACUGGGAGGGUGCUAUGUACAGACAAAGCCAGGUCCCGACACACUACCCUCAGACGUCCCUUGGGGACAUCUCUGACCUCAUCUACAGUGCUGCCGUGGUUACCAACCUGGCAGAAUUCUGA
This is a messenger RNA of Chanos chanos (milkfish), 1008 nucleotides long. RefSeq names its product SEBOX homeobox (gene sebox). Gene Ontology annotation, molecular function: DNA binding. The record is from RefSeq and is a predicted model, not a curated record. The transcript has 3 exons. NCBI's taxonomy places the organism in Eukaryota, Metazoa, Chordata, Actinopteri, Gonorynchiformes, Chanidae. Bases 1 to 1008 code for a protein of 335 amino acids.